CGUUUUAUGCUUAAUAAAACUCAUCAGUUUAUUUUUCGUAUAUAAACUCCAGAUAACAUCAGAACCCUGAACCUCACCUAGCGGCGGCCCUUCCUCUUCCAGGUGAUUUGAGCUUUGUGUUGUGUUUCUUGUUCGGUUAAGCAAUCCGCAAAGAUGCAGAACGAAGAGGGUCAAAACGUGGAUCUUUAUGUACCCAGGAAAUGUUCCGCCACUAACAGGCUCAUCACCUCGAAGGAUCAUGCUUCUGUCCAGAUCAACAUUGGACACUUGGAUGAGCUUGGCAGAUACACUGGCUCAUACUCCACUUUCGCUCUUUGUGGCUUUGUCCGUGCCCAGGGUGAUGCUGACAGUGCCCUCGACAGGCUUUGGCAGAAGAAGAAAGGCGAAGUCCGACAGCAGUGAUAGGCUGUUUCUGAACUUGUGUUAGUUUGAACUAUUAAGUUGUAGUUUGUUUUGGUGGAUUAUGUUGAAGUUGUUUUCGUUGAAACGGAUGAUACCUUCAAUUUGGUUCUUUUUCAAAUGGGGGCAUAGCUUCCUUUUAGUUAGACAUCUCUAUUCUUAUUGUUUUGGCUUUUAGUGAGGCAAACCUUCUUUUAGGUACACAUAUAGAGUCCUUCCCCACAAUCAAAAAGUUUGGUAGCUCCAAAGCCAGUGGUAAGCUUUGAUUUCCUUUUUGUUAUUGAACUUAGGGCAAAGGUUGCUUCCAUCAUUGUGUUGGUCAUGAUUGCCAUCAUUAAGAUCAUAAUUAUAGCAUCACCACUGUUAAUUAUUGUUAUGUUAAACCCCAUUUUUAUGACCAA
This is a messenger RNA of Theobroma cacao (cacao), 800 nucleotides long. Its product is annotated as small ribosomal subunit protein eS21-like. Gene Ontology annotation, cellular component: ribosome. Gene Ontology annotation, molecular function: structural constituent of ribosome. NCBI's taxonomy places the organism in Eukaryota, Viridiplantae, Streptophyta, Magnoliopsida, Malvales, Malvaceae. The record is from RefSeq and is a predicted model, not a curated record. Gene Ontology annotation, biological process: translation.